AAACCUUUGAUUUAAGAAUGAAAUCAAUGGAAGAUCAAAUCAACAACCUUUCCUUAGCCUUUACAAGAUUCAUGAAAGAACCAAUGUUCUAUUCUAAUAAAAAUUCACGUAGCCAACCUUCUCAUGAUAACUCUGACACUGAGAAUGAACAAAGUGAAGAUGAAUCAAGUAACAAUUUCGAUGUUUCAACCGAUUAUCAAUUAUCCGAUACCUUACUUGGUCAGUACAAACAUAUGGUAAACAAUCAAGGUUUACUCGUAGAAGAAGAAUGUAUCCUCAAGAAAGAUGAGAUAUCCGAAUUGAAUAAAGUAUUCAACUUUCCAUCUAACUUCCAAGUGAAUGUCGCUCCAUUUAUUACACCUGAAGAAUAA
This is a messenger RNA of Dictyostelium discoideum AX4, 371 nucleotides long. RefSeq lists its product as hypothetical. The annotation marks the transcript as partial. The record is from RefSeq and is a predicted model, not a curated record. Lineage: Eukaryota; Evosea; Eumycetozoa; Dictyosteliales; Dictyosteliaceae. The transcript is spliced from 2 exons.